Messenger RNA from Moneuplotes crassus, 1350 nucleotides. The record is from the annotation of a GenBank genome assembly. NCBI's taxonomy places the organism in Eukaryota, Ciliophora, Spirotrichea, Euplotida, Euplotidae.
AUUUGGAAUAAAAUGACUACAACAGAAAGAUCUGACAUAAACAAGAUGUUGGUAAAGCAUGCAAGGAGGCACACCAUAAACCCAUCAAAGCUACCCAAUAACAUCUAUAAAUUAGACAUGGAUUUGGGGUACUUAGACAUCCAAAAUGUUGGCCAAGCUAGAGAAGUUGCUAGGAGCAAGAUUGAAGUUAAAUCUUUCCUCAAAAACUGCUACAACAAGUACACCCAUGUAGAAUCCAAGCCUGAGAAAGAGAACUUCAUAAAUUCAGCAGCUAGAAGGAACACUACAGUGAUUACUCCGAACCAGAAGGAUAUGCUAAAACUAUCCCUCCAUGAAGAAGUAAUUGAAGAGCAGAAGAAUGACCAUGCCACUGAUGAUGUCAUCACAGCUAGGGAAGAAAACGAGCAAGUUACAGAUGAAGAACAGAAUUCAGGUGUCAUCAACUUGUCUAUAAACCAUCAGAAAGAUGAAGCUCUUAGACAAACAUCAGCUACUUAUGAUUCAAGAGAGAAUCAUUAUCGUAAAGAUGCCCUCACUAAAGAGGAAAGCGAGGAGGUAAAGAACAUGCAUGAGAGGAGGAGAUCUAAGUACAAUAUUAGAAGAGCGAAGCCCAGAGAGCAGCAGCCUGUCUCUAUCAGUUACAAUUAUGCAAGCAACUCUCUUGAGCAAAGUUCUACCAAAAAGAAGAACAAACUCAACAGUAUUAUUGCUAGACUCUCCAAGCAGACAGAGAGCUCAGGCAGGAAGGCCAAUAGAGACCAGAGUGGGGAUGAUUAUGGAUUAAAGAAAACGAAUACCCACAACAUUACGUUCUACAAACCAUACAAAGGUAGUACAGCAGACCGGAAACAAAGAACCAGAAAGGCACUGACAAAAUCAGUUAGAAAAGGAUCAGCAAAACCAGCUCCAAAAGUAGAGAAGAACCAUCUGCUUAAAAAUAUGAAUAUACUCAUUAAGAUGCAGAAGAGGGUUCAUGACGUCAAUGUCAAGAAAGGCAAAUUAUACACAUAUUUUAGAAAAAACCCAUCUGACGUGACAAAGCAAGCAGAAAUGGUGAUUAAUGAGCAAUCUGGGGUGAUAGAUGAGUACCAUAGCCAACUAAGAGGCUAUAUUGAAAAGAACGAGUCACUCACAAAGCAAAUUCAGUACUUCAAAAAGGAACGGAUGGCAUCAAAUUCCAAGCUAAAUAGCUCAACUGACAAAAUCGAUAGAAAUUUGAACUCAAGUGCUCUGAAGAUUCAAGAGAACUCAUUCGAUCAAGUUCUGCUAUCCGAUUACAAGACGCCUGGUAAAAUCUCUGAAGCAAGUUAUUAUUAGCAAAAUCGAGAACCAAUUAGAGAUGAGGAUUAA